Myripristis murdjan (pinecone soldierfish) is the source of this 7106-nucleotide messenger RNA. RefSeq names its product OTU deubiquitinase 7B (gene otud7b). The transcript has 12 exons. Gene Ontology annotation, biological process: protein deubiquitination involved in ubiquitin-dependent protein catabolic process; protein K48-linked deubiquitination; protein K11-linked deubiquitination. Gene Ontology annotation, molecular function: K63-linked polyubiquitin modification-dependent protein binding; zinc ion binding; DNA binding. The record is from RefSeq and is a predicted model, not a curated record. Gene Ontology annotation, cellular component: cytoplasm; nucleus. NCBI's taxonomy places the organism in Eukaryota, Metazoa, Chordata, Actinopteri, Holocentriformes, Holocentridae. The coding region runs from base 337 to 3126 and encodes 929 amino acids.
GUGGCUAAAGAAAUUACUUUGUCGUUGGUGGUCCGGUUUGGGAUUUUACGUAUAGUGCCACCUGUGAAGAGACCAAAAAGUUAGGAACUGUUGGUGUCGGAAACGUAGAAACUAUUCACAAGUUUUUACAUAGCGGAAAACUGCAUGGUACGAUGAAAACAUUAUCUGCGAGGCCGCUCAAGGUGUGGCUGGUAGUGUAGUGAGAGCUACAGAACUGCUUCUCCUCCCCCUUCCCUUGCUGUCCUGGUCCUCUUGGGAAGGGUGGAGUCCCGUUUUGUUUUGUUUUGUUUUUUCUCUGCCCUGAUGCACCCUGCCACCUUGUGAAUUCAUGAUCACAUGACCGUGGAUAUGGACGCAGUCCUGUCCGACUUUGUCCGUUCCACUGGAGCUGAACCAGGAUUGGCCAGAGACCUGCUAGAGGGCAAGAACUGGGAUUUCACUGCUGCCCUCAGCGACUUUGAGCAGCUACGUCAGGUGCAUGCUGGGAACCUGACAUACUCGUUCCCUGAGGAGAGGACGUAUCUGCCUGCUGAGAAGGAGAUGGCCAGGGUAGGACGGCCCCUACUUCACCGCCAAGAUGAAGUGGUGCAAGCAGCGACAGAGAAACGUCUGUCAAGGGGCAUCUCCCAUGCCAGUUCAACCAUCGUGUCCCUCGCUCGGUCGCAUGUUUCAAGCACUGGUGGGAGCAGCAAUGAGCCCCUCCUCGACACGCCACUCUGCACUUUCCAACUACCAGACCUCACAGUGUACCGGGAUGACUUUCGUGGCUUCAUCGAGAGGGAUCUCAUUGAGCAGUCAAUGAUGGUGGCCUUGGAGCAUGCUGGGAGACUGAACUGGUGGACCAGGGUGGGUCCCAACUGUCAGAGUCUGUUACCUCUGGCAACGAGCGGAGAUGGAAAUUGCCUGUUACACGCAGCCUCGCUUGGUAUGUGGGGCUUUCAUGACCGGGACCUGAUGCUGCGCAAGUCCUUGUACGCACUGAUGGAUCACGGCCUGGAGAGGGAGGCACUGAGGCGCAGGUGGAGGUGGCAGCAGACCCAGCAGAACAAAGAGUCUGGCCUGGUGUACACGGAGGAGGAGUGGCAGAAAGAGUGGAAUGAGUUGCUGAAACUAGCCUCCAGUGAGCCCAGAAUACACUACAGCACCAACGGCACCAACGGGGCGGAGUCCUCAGAUGAGCCGGUGUACGAAAGUUUAGAGGAGUUCCACGUAUUUGUCCUGGCCCAUGUACUCAGGAGGCCCAUAGUGGUGGUGGCUGACACCAUGCUGAGGGACUCUGGAGGAGAAGCCUUUGCUCCCAUCCCGUUUGGAGGCAUCUACCUACCGCUGGAGGUGCCAGCUGCCAAGUGCCAUCGCUCGCCGCUGGUCCUGGCAUAUGACCAGGCGCACUUUUCAGCGCUUGUCUCCAUGGAACAGAAAGACAACUCCAAAGAGCAAGCAGUGGUGAUCCCUCUCACUGACUCAGAACACAAGAUGCUGCCUGUGCACUUUGCUGUGGAUCCUGGAAAAGACUGGGAGUGGGGCAAGGAUGACACUGACAACGUGAUGUUGGCAAGUGUGGCUCUGUCUUUGGAGGCCAAGCUCCAGAUGUUGCACAGCUACAUGACCGUCACCUGGCUGCCUCUGCCCUGUGAGCAAGCCCCUCUGGCCCAGCCUGAGUCUCCUACAGCAUCCGCAGGAGAGGAUGCCCGCACGCCUCCCGACUCAGGAGAGUCAGACAAGGAGUCAGUCAGCAGCAGCUCGAAUGGCAAUGGGGAUACGGCUACGGCAACAACAGUGAAUGGAGGAGUGUCCUCGGCCAAGAACAGCUCCUCUUCAUCAUCCAGUUCCUCCAGUAAUGGCUCAGCAGGGGCGGGGACAGGGACAGCCGGCAAGGACAAGAGCAAGAAAGACAAAGACAAAGAGAAAGACAAGAAGAGGGCAGACUCAGUCGCUAAUAAACUGGGAAGUUUUGGCAAGAGCCUGGGCAGCAAGCUUAAGAAGAACGUGGGUGGGCUGAUGACAGGGAAGAAUGCUGGAGCUGGAGGAGCCAAGCAGGAGGGCGGGGAGAAGAAGAAGGGCUCGUUGAGGGGGAGGAAGGGCAGUAAGGAUAGCUCACCCUCCGCCCAUGCCUCCGAAGAUUCAGGGAAAGGCUCCCCCUCCUCAGGCAGCGAGCGCCUCAACGGGACGGGCAGCAGUACCAGCAGCAGCGGUGGCAGCAGCACUGAGGGGGACCCCUACAAGUACAGCGCUGACGUCAAAGUCAGCUUGGGCAUCCUGCGCGCUGCCAUGCAAGGUGAGAGGAAAUUCAUCUUCGCCAGUCUUCUCACUACCAGCAACCGGCAGCCCUUCCAGGAGGAGAUGAUCCAGAGAUAUCUUGCUGACGCAGAGGAGCGCUUCCGGGCUGAGCAGGAGCAGCAGCGCCGCGAUGCAGAGAGGAAGAGCGUCACCAAUGGUAUGCAGCCACCCAAGAAGGAAGCGGGAGGUGGCACAGAGCUGGGCUACAGGCCUUUUGAGGCCAAAGAGGAGCUGUCAGAGAGCUCGCCGCCCUCCUUCAACCACCUCAAGUCCUCUUGCUUGAGCCCCUCUGUGUACUCUGGUGUUGUACCCAUCCCCCGGACCUCCUUCAUAGACCAGCCCCCCGCUCCGGCACCUCUCACCCAGCACCUUCACAUGCAUGGCUACAUGGAGACACGGCGCCAGCUAGCUGGCGGCUCCCCCGCGUCCUCCUACCCUGGCCUCCCGUCAUAUGCUACCCUCCCCCGCCACUGCCCCACAACGCAGGGUUCCUCCCAUUCCCAAUACAACCACCCGCAAGCCCCACCUCCCAUCAGCCCCUCACGCCUCACCCCCUCGUAUCCCCCUGAGCACGACCCACCAGACUACCCCAUGUCUGAACCAGCUGGCGGCGGCUACAGCAAUGGUUUCCGGGAUGUGCGAUCCAGUCUAGACUCUCGGAGUGGGCCGCCUCCAGUCAGACACUACUCACUGGGCAGCGCUGGUGGUUUGGCCAGCCUGCAGUCCAGCCGCUGCCGGACGCCCAACUGCACCUAUUAUGGACACCCUGAGACAGGCAACUACUGCUCCUACUGCUACCGGGAAGAGUUGAAGAGGAGGGAGACAGAACCGGCCAUCCACAGGUUCUGAAUGGACCUUGUCAUGGUUCGAAUUUACUGAGUGGCCUUUUCCAGUUAAAAAUAAAGGCUGGGGUGGACAGCCUUUGAACGGACCAGAGAAAGGCACUGUCUGCUCCUUUCCUUUUCAGCUGUGUCAUCCUCUGUUGGGAAAGACAACGGCACAGUGUGGCUGAGAGUCAUCACCGCCUCAGAGAAAACCAGGUGGUUGCCGGCGGCUGGGGUCACACAUCAGAACGUAGAAUUAACUAACUGCACUUCUGUUACAUUUUGCUGUGGCUCUUAUGCAGGCGUUGUGUAUGUGUGCAAGUGUGUGUGUCUGUGUGUGCGUCUGUGUGUGCGUCUGUGUGUGCGUCUGUGCGUGUGCGUGUGCGUGUGCGUGUCCGUGUGUGUGUGUGUGUGUGUGUGUGUGUGUGUGUGUGUGUGUGUGAGCGAGCCACUGGCUCUCCUCCUCUUUGCCCAUGUUCAACGCCUUGCUACUGUCUCCUCCUGGUGGAGAGAAUGUAUAUGGCAGGCGCCUUUACGUAGACUCACCAUCACACACAUACACAAACACACUAACACAACCUCAUACUACUACAUACACUUUUAAGCAAGCACAAACAGCAAUGGCAUGAGUGUCUACUUCAUUGUGGUACGUGAUAAUAUUUUGAUUGGUUAAUUGAGGGGUGUGUGGUCGUUUUGAAGACACAUUCAAUUUUGAUUGAAGCCAGCAUUAUGCAGAUUUUACACUACUGUUACUACAUGCUCGCGUUGUAUGUACCUCGGGAAACAGCAGAAUUUAUUCUCCAUGUCGAGUUGCUUUUUCAUCUGUUGUCAUUUGCAUAAAGCGGAUUGAAGCUACUAUGCUAUGCUAAUGAAUAAGCAUUCUGUGAGCUGCUGUGGUGCUACUGUCCCAGAAUGCAACAGAUUAAUCUCCAUGCAUCCAACACAUCUGCUUUACACUGUUAGUGAUAUCUUAUUUUGACAACACAAAUUUCACCUCUUAAUUCUACAUCUCAUCCAAUCCAUAUACAUUUACUGGAUGCUGUCAAGAUGUCAAGCUUUUGAAGACUAAGAACAUUUGAUCAGAUUACUGACCAGGUGUUAUAGAACAAAGGCAGCAGCACUAAGAUAGAUACUGUUCCCAGAGCCUGACCCAGAGUAUUUAUGUAUGUUCGAAUGUUACUGUUUCUCAGUUGGGUCUUCCUCUUUCUGUAUCCAUGGUUAGUGUUGAGGCAGUUCAUUUUAGAGGCCAAUUUAGGCAUACAACGCUAUACGCAACAAAAGCUGAUGUCGCAUCCUUCAUAUUUCUAAACACAUUUUGGAGACACCUGUCAUCAUGUAUGACCUCAGUGGCAUGGGACUUUGUCUAAAUUUAAAUUGUUGAAAACUUACUUCCUAUGUUUGUGUCAGGCAGAAGGGUCGGUGUCUUGCAGAGCAAACUAACAGAUUGUUGUUAAACAAAUGACAUGAAGUUGCUAAUGUCCCCAGCUAUGACAGCUGUCUCCAAUUUUUGUUUGCAUGCUGCAAAGUGAUAUAUUCACUUUUUGUUGGAUGUUGACAUUCAGAAAUCACAUUUACUCUAUAUCAACAUUUUCUGGUAAUAGAAUACACAGUUAAAGUGAAAGACACUGUCAUGAAACGACGAAACCGGUUUACUCUGAUGGUUGAAAAUGUGAAACAUACUUUGUACAGUUUCUUUAGUUGGCCUGUGUCAUGAUUACAACAAUAUAUUGGUAUUAUCUCAGUUGCUCACCAUCAAUUAUUAUGUUCUAAUGAAGGCAGUUUCUCAAGUUCAGGCAUUUAUAAUACCACCAAAUCGAGUCACUUAACCUCUUUCUGCACAAAUUCAAGCACUUUUCUGACAUCCGUAUUCCAUGUUGUUAUUGUUUUUGAAGGGGCCUGACUGUUUUCCUUCAUUCAUGUCAGAACUGCAGACACUGCCACCUCCAUUUGCAGAAAAGCAGGGGCAUAGGCUGGUGAAUUUUCUCUAUGUGAUUCAGUUCCCCCAGAGCUGCAGCAUUUUGGUGCCAGUGUGACCAUCUUACUCAGUUUCCUAGUUGCCUUUUUCAGUCUCUGACCUUGUGACUUUACAGUCGUGUUUGUAUGUUCUGCAAGAUGAUGAGCAUCAAAUAUCUGCUGCUUUCUUCUUUGACUGCAGUUUCUAUGACUAAUUUCCAAGUAAAAUUGAACAAAUGAAAUUUUUUAAAAAAAUUUUCUAUUUAUUUUGAAGCUACUGAACAUAUGCUGUUUUACUUUUUAUUGGCUCAUAUCAAAUAUUUCAUAUUGGCCGAUGUUCUUUAAUCGUUUUUUUUUUUUUUUUUUUUUUUUUUUUUUUUUUUUUUUUUUUUUGACUAUUUCAAAAUUCAGGCUGGAUUAAUUGUACUAAUGUCAAAAUUAAGUACAUUUGUGUUUUUUUUUUUUUUUUUACCCUCCCACCUUGCUAAUAAAUCUUAUUGACAGCUGAGAAAUUUCUUGACAAUGGAAGUAGCUGCCCUGCUCUUCUAACUGUAUCUACUCUCUGACAUCAGUCUCCUCAAAGCACAAGUGAGUAUGCAAUUCACUGCCUUGCCCAACAGAUGGCACUCUUGGUUUAAAUUUAAGAGUUGAGAGUUGAGUUUCUCAUGCCCUUUACAAGAGCUACAAAUACAGAUAAUCAAAAUGUUGAAUAAGAAUUUGCAAGUGGACUAAUUUGUCUCAGUGAUUAUUUUACAUUUUGCAAUAAUUGGUCAAGGAAGGGGGGAGGGGCUUUUCUGCUGUGCAUUAAAAGUAACACCAGGCUUUUAAAUGUAAUGAACACUAAACUAUAAAAUGGAACCGACAGUUCCCCCCUUCGCUGCACCACGAUGCUGCAUCCCAAACAUUUGUGUGUUCCGUGUUUGUGUGUGUUGACGCGUGUUCAUGCACUAAUGUUGAAUGAAUCUGUUUUCUAGUAUUUUAGCUUAAAAUACGACACAACACAAGAAUUUCCUUAUUGUGGGAAGUUGAUACAUUUCUUUAAAACGUGUACCUGCGUGUACUCAUGCUUCUCCUCCCUGUAAUAUAAAAAUUAGCUUACAAACACAGGUCCGUUUUUAUUUUUUAAUUUUUAUUUUUGGAAGGAAAUGGAUGCCUCACAGAGAACACGUCAAACAUUGGACUUUGCAGACUGCGAACACUUUUUUUGUAUUUAAGAAAAAAACUGAGAGGUUGUAUAAAUAUGUUCAAGUUAUUUUUGUAAGCCCAAAGUUUUACAGUGUUUUUUCAAAAAAGGUUAGAAUGUAUAUUGUUGGACACUAAAACAAGAGUGGAUGAUAAGCUUGUUAGAGUUUGAAUUUGGGGUGGAAACGGUGUUGAUUAGUUAUAUGACAUGUUGGCUGUCAAGAGUGACUCCCGACCCGGCCUCUUUAAACUCAAGGCUCUCUUCGUUGCAAACUAAUUUCCUCAUUGCUGACCUGACAAACGAUUUGAGAAUAUAUAUUUAUAGUAAGAUUUUUUCAGAAGUUUACUUGUGGAAUGUUUAGUUGAGACCAUUUAGGAUGUUCUGUCUCACAUGGCUAAUUGUCUUAGCGGACUGGCUUUUAUUUGUUUGUUUGGUUCUUUGUUUGUUUGAUUUUUAACUAUUGUUUACUUUUUCUACAUCCACCAAUCCGUGCUAUAUGCUAGAACAUGACAGUAAUGAUCUUGUUGACCCAGCUCGUUCCCACCAAAUCAGUACAAUACAUAACCAGCUCACAAUUUGUUUUGCAACACACCUGACCCAGUAUACCUUUUUACAAAUUGUACAUCGCUGUCAUUUCUGUGGGACAGAGUAGUCAUCUGCAACAUUAACACGGGAUACUUUGAGUUGCAUGGGACUGGAACUGUUGCAUGUAAAUGGCAAACCAUUUUACCAAAUUUGUGCAUUACUUUGACUUGAUUUCAGUUGUCCUGGUAUUAUGAUCUGUUUUUUUUUUUUUUUUUUUUUUUUUUUUUAAUUGUUUUAAUGUUUUUUGAGAGGAGAGCCUUAAGGCUGUGUGACAGUGCAAUCUG